UCUCUCCUCUCUCGCCGCUGCUCUCGAAAAUCUUCCACCAAAUCUCCUCCUCCUCCUCCUCCUCCACCUCCUUCGCAGCAGCGGCGGCGGCGGCGGCGGCGGCGGCGGCGUUCGCUUCGCCUGUGCGGCAGACUCUCUCACUCCCUCAAGCCGCGUGUAGCGGAACCGAAGCCCUAGCUCUCUCUCUCUCUCUCUCUAGCGAAAUGAACUGCUCAAUAUCCGGCGAGGUGCCGGAGGAGCCGGUCGUCUUGACGAAGUCCGGCCACGUCUUCGAGAAGCGCCUCAUCGAGCGAAUGACAACCGACAAUGAGAGAUUAGAUUCUGAGAUGGAGAAGAUGUUGCUACUUUACAAAAGUUUUAUGGCUAGGGUCACAAAAUUUGAUGAAGUGGUAGCUGCAGGAAGCAGGUUUCUCGUCAGCUUUCAACAAGGGCGAGAAUUUGUUCGACGGCCUGCUUUAGACGGAAGUUCUAAUUUACUCAAGAAUAUUAUCAAAGCAAACGAAACAGAGAGGCUCACAUCAUACUUCAACGCUGGAUGUAUCCAUGCCAAUGAUGGGUCCCAGAAUUUGGCAAAGUUACGUACAUGUGUACUUGGUCUUCAAGGCCUUGUGAAUACAGCCAAAUCUAUACUGAUAGAGCUUGAGGGUCUUCUAGAGGAUGUAAUCAAGGUCUUAGAAGCUGCGAAUGAGUAUUUAUUACCAUCUCAGGAUGAAGACAUUGAUGAUAGAUUGAUGGGGGAAGCGACUAUUGCUGAUGAGGAGGAAACUGCAUCAUCUGAUUCUGGGAGACCUGAACUCACAGAGUAUGCUACCAUGAUGGGUGUUACUUACAGUAUGAUUAAACAAGACUUUGUCAUGCAGGAAAAGAUUGUCUCUGCUCUGAAUCUGAGGCUAUCAUCCGGAGAAUUAGAAACCUAUUGCACUAUGUGGUCUCUGCAUCCUUUCAUUGAUGAUGAAAUCAUGCAUCAGGCUUGGUCAUUCAUUCCUUGACCAUUUCCCUUAUGCAAAUUGUUGCCAUAUGACAUGUUUGUCGACCAAGGAAGGAUGUUGAGGACUAUCUAGAGGUGGCAAA
This is a messenger RNA of Syzygium oleosum, 1071 nucleotides long. RefSeq lists its product as uncharacterized. The record is from RefSeq and is a predicted model, not a curated record. Bases 204 to 989 code for a protein of 261 amino acids. NCBI's taxonomy places the organism in Eukaryota, Viridiplantae, Streptophyta, Magnoliopsida, Myrtales, Myrtaceae. Gene Ontology annotation, molecular function: ubiquitin-protein transferase activity. The transcript has 9 exons. Gene Ontology annotation, biological process: protein ubiquitination.